Symbiodinium necroappetens is the source of this 513-nucleotide messenger RNA. Lineage: Eukaryota; Dinophyceae; Suessiales; Symbiodiniaceae. The record is from the annotation of a GenBank genome assembly.
AUGCCCCCGCCUCCGCCAGCAGAGAGGGCUCCACAAUUUGUUGUUCCGGAGAGCGUCCCGCCCUUGCCAACUGGCAGCCGCGACAAGGAUGCAGCAGACCUGCCUGUUCCGGUCAAACUGGCGCAGGCUCUUCAAGAACAAGAGCCAGCAGUGGGAUCACCUGAGGUGCCUACGCAAGGCUCGCGUGAUCAUCGGUUAGGAAAAUGCAGGCCCUGCGCAUUCUUCCACACGAAGGGCUGCGCAAACGGUGUCGAAUGUGAGUUCUGCCAUCUCUGUGAUUCUGGCGAGAAGAAACGCCGCGCCAGACAAAGGGCAAUACUACGAAAAGAGCAAGAGCUCGUCCAGGCUGCAAGCCCGAUGUCAGUCGGCCUGGUUCCGGGUGGCUAUCCGAUGCAGCCCAUGGGCCCCAUGGCCGUGCCACCCAUGAUGCAGUUGCCGGGCAUGUGGCCUCCUCCGCUGCGCCUCUCUCGCAUGAACACGAGUUGGUCAGGUGUUUCAGAGAUUGGCGUUUAG